AUGACAACCUCCUUCGCUUCCUUACCGAUUGUCGACCUCAGCAUCCUCAGCCAGGAAGACCCCAGCCCUUCCGCUCUCAACGUGUUGAGCAAGAAGCUCUACAACGUCCUCUCAACCACCGGCUUCGCAUACUUGGUCAACAGUCCCGUCACAUACACCCACGAAGAAGUCUUCGGCCUCGCCAGCAAUCUAUUUAACCUACCAGAUCAUGGGAAAUGGAGACUCGCAAAGAAGACCUUUAACCCCGAGAACUCCAACACCUAUCGAGGCUCCUUCCCGCCACAGCUCGGCCACUCCAACAAUCUAAAGGAAGGCUUCGAGAUCGGAUCACCCUCUGCACAGAGCACAAAGCCUCCCACAAAAUCGCAACAAGUCAAUCUUGCCGAGCCCAACGUCUGGCCUGAAAAAGGUCACUUUUCCUUCGCCAGCCGCCAUCACCUCGAGUCCCUCCACACCCAACUCCAAGCCCUCUCCUCUCACCUCCUGGCCCUCCUCGCGCGUUCUCUCGAUAAGCCAUCAGAUCACUUCGCCCACUACUUGACCAAUUCCCUAUCAACACUACGACUGCUCCACUACCCACCGCAAACUAUGUCGCACAGCAGGGAAGACGAUAUGGAAGCAAGCCUCUGCUGCACUCCCCACCUGGCCUCCUGA
Fulvia fulva is the source of this 654-nucleotide messenger RNA. RefSeq lists its product as uncharacterized. Bases 1 to 654 code for a protein of 217 amino acids. The record is from RefSeq and is a predicted model, not a curated record. The transcript has a single exon. Lineage: Eukaryota; Fungi; Ascomycota; Dothideomycetes; Mycosphaerellales; Mycosphaerellaceae.